Molecule: messenger RNA, 1566 nt
Organism: Menidia menidia (Atlantic silverside)
Lineage: Eukaryota; Metazoa; Chordata; Actinopteri; Atheriniformes; Atherinopsidae
Source: the annotation of a GenBank genome assembly
UGCAGUGUGCGGCCACCUCUGCCUGUCAGAUGCAAUGUAAACACUGAAUUCCUAGCAGUGGAUUAGCCUCGAGUUUAUAAUCUGAUGCUGCCUUGUAAGCAUGGCCUCCAGUUCCAGUUUCGCCCCUCCAAAGCUACCAGAUUUCAUCCUUACAGAGCGGUUGGGCAGUGGGACAUAUGCCACAGUCUACAAGGCCUACAGGAAGGGUAACAAUCGCGAGGUGGUUGCAAUAAAAGUCGUUGGGAAGAAAACUCUAAACAAGGCUUCGACGGAAAACCUGCUCACGGAGAUUGAAAUCCUGAAGACUAUACGUCAUCCUCAUAUAGUCCAGCUGAAAGACUUUCAGUGGGAUGCCGAGAACAUUUAUCUCAUUUUGGAAUGGUGCUCUGGGGGAGACCUCUCUCGCUUCAUUCACAGUCGCAGGAUUUUACCAGAAUGUGUGACCAGGCGCUUCCUGCAGCAGAUGGCUUGUGCCCUAAAGUUUCUUAAUGAACGAAACAUCUCACACCUGGACUUGAAACCUCAGAAUAUUUUGCUCAGCGGCUCCGUCCUGAAGCUAGCAGAUUUUGGAUUUGCACAGUACAUGUCACCAUGGGAUGAGCAGAGUGUUCUGAGAGGUUCUCCUCUUUAUAUGGCUCCUGAGAUGGUGUGCCGACACCAGUACGACUCAAGGGUGGAUCUAUGGUCUGUGGGGGUCAUUCUGUACGAAGCAUUGUUUGGACGCGCUCCAUUUGCAUCCAAGUCAUACGCUGAGUUGGAGGACAAGAUCAGGAGUAAUCAGCCUAUUGAGCUUCCUCCAGGGGCCAGGGUGUCCAAGGACUGCAGGGACCUUUUGCUGCGGCUGCUUGAGAGGAAUCCCGACGCUCGGAUCACCUUUGCAGAGUUCUUCACUCACCCUUUUGUGGACAUGGAGCACAUGCCAAGUGCAGAGAGCAUAGUGAAAGCAAAAGAGCUGGUGACGCAGGCCGUUCAGAGGGAUCAGGACGGGGAGAGGUCCGCUGCUCUCUCUCUUUACUGUAGUGCACUUGAGCACUUUGUCCCAGCUAUUCACUAUGAGACGGACCGACAGCGCAAAGAUGUUCUGAGGCAGAAGGUCAAACAGUACGUGUCCAGAGCCGAGGAACUGAAAGCCCUGCUAGCUUCGGACAACAGACGGAGCUUUGAGGAGGCCCGGACAUCCAGAGAUGUUCUCCGAGAAAUGGCCAAGGACCAGCCUCGACUGCUCGCUGCCUUGAACAUGGCCUCGAUAGCUGUCGCUAAGGAGGAGGGUGGCACAGAUGAUCACGAGGCUCUGGACAUGUACCAGCAGUGCUUGGGUGAGCUACUGUUGGCACUAGCAGCUGAGCCCCAGGGCCGCAGGAGAGAGCUCCUCCAUGGAGAGAUAAAAAGCCUCAUGAACAGAGCUGAAUACCUCAAAAAGCAUAUUAAGAUGCACCAGACUCAGAUGGAUGCAUCGCUGGACCGAGAAUCCCUCACAGAUUCUGUCAGAAGCACUUGCUGUUUGCAGUGAGUGCAAAGGAGGGAUGGGGGGGGGCAGCAUCCACCAGGAGAAGACUGGAAUGCCCC